CCCUAACUCAAUUGACACUUGACGUGACAGUGACGUUUUAGGCCAUACACUGGUGGUCGAUUGAAUAUAUUUUUUAGCAAAUUUAUAAAUAAUUCUUCGAAAAUGGCUUCUCAUAAGAUAUCUAUGGCUGUUCGCACCUUCAGUACAAGUUCAUCUACUAAUCAGUUAGUUAAGGCCCCGUUGCAAAUUUUCGGCAUUGAAGGUCGUUAUGCAACGGCACUUUAUUCAGCAGCUAGCAAACAGAAAACAUUAGAAGGUGUCGAAAAAGAUCUUUUAAAACUUCAAGAUGCUUUAAAAAAAGAUGUAAAACUACGUGGAUUUGUUGAAAAUCCAACAAUUAAACGAGGCGUUAAAGUCGAAGCUCUCAAAUCCGUAGCUCAAAAGAUGUCUCUUAAACCAGAAUCGGCCAAUCUGUUAUCGUUGCUGGCUGAAAAUGGUCGCUUAAAAAAGCUUGAAACAGUUAUAAACGCAUUUACACAAAUUAUGGCUGCACAUAGAGGAGAGGUUUCUUGUGAGGUAGUCACUGCUAGAGACUUGGACGCUGACCAAAAGCAAAAAUUACUUGGAGUUUUGAAAUCAUUUGUUAAAUCUAAUCAAACUAUUCAAUUGUCCACCAAAGUUGAUCCUUCAAUUAUUGGUGGAAUGAUUGUAAGCAUCGGCGAUAAAUACGUAGACAUGUCUGUCGCUAGCAAAAUCAAGAAAUAUACAGAACUUAUUAGCGCCACUGUCUAAUUAUAUUAAAGUUUCUUUUAUUGAAUAUAGUUAUUGAAAUAGUACGAAA
Messenger RNA from Diorhabda carinulata, 781 nucleotides. RefSeq names its product ATP synthase subunit O, mitochondrial (gene ATPsynO). NCBI's taxonomy places the organism in Eukaryota, Metazoa, Arthropoda, Insecta, Coleoptera, Chrysomelidae. The record is from RefSeq and is a predicted model, not a curated record. The transcript is spliced from 3 exons. Bases 103 to 732 code for a protein of 209 amino acids. Gene Ontology annotation, molecular function: proton-transporting ATP synthase activity, rotational mechanism. Gene Ontology annotation, biological process: proton motive force-driven mitochondrial ATP synthesis.